AUGAAGGAUGAAAAAAGUAAUGCGGUCCGGCUGAAAAGAUCGAGGAAUGUGGAUCCAAUCUCUUUUUCAGAUAGUGACCUCCCAGGAUACCCGACUCGAAAUGACCCACUGGUGAUAACAGCUAAACUCAGGAAGUGGGAACUUCGGCGGAUCCUUGUGGAUCUAGGAAGCUCUUCAGAAAUCUUGUAUCGGCAAGCCUUCUUAGGCAUGGGUUAUGAAAUGACACAGUUGAGGGCAGCGAGGGUCCCUUUGGUAAGAUUUGAUGGUGAAGCCGUAUACUCAGAAGGGAUCAUUCAGCUCUCAUUGACGGUAGGGAGAGGUUCCCGGACUUCUCGAGUUAUGCUAGACAUCCUGGUAGCAGACGUGCCUUCGGCUUACAACAUGAUUCUAGGAAGAUCUGGUCUCAAUGCCCUUCGAGCCAUCCCAAGCACAUAUCAUAUGAUGAUGAAGUUUCCCACAGAUAGGGGGACGAGCGAAGUGCAGGGAGAAUUGCUCUUAGCCCGUGAAUGUUACAUGGCCUCUAUAGGUAUUGCGAAGGGUAAAAAAGCAGGGUCGCAGAAGGACGCUGACCCCCCGAAGGAGGUCAGUUUUCUACUAGAAGGACCCGAAGAUCCCAAAACAGCAGAGCCGGUGGAUGAAUUGGAAGAAGUACCUCUGGAAGAGGAUUGCCCAAGCCGAUGCGUAAGAGUGAGUAUGGAGUUAAAGGACCCGCUAAGGAGUCAAAUAAUAUCACUUCUUAGACAGUAUGGGGAUAUCUUCGCAUGGACAGCCCGGGACAUGCCAGGAGUAAAUCCAGAAGUAAUGACACACAGGCUGGGGGUCCGAUCAGGUUUUCAGCCUGUCAGGCAGAAGAAACGAAGCUUCGCCCCAGAUAGGGCUCAGGCAAUCGAGGAGGAGAUCGCAAAGUUAGCAGAUGCGCGCCACAUUCGGGAGGUGGAUUAUCCAGAUUGGUUAGCAAAUGUCGUGCUGGUUCCCAAAGGGCAGAGCAAGUGGAGACUUUGUAUCGAUUUCACCGAUCUUAACAAAGCCUGCCCAAAGGAUAGUUACCCACUCCCGAGGAUUGACGCCCUAAUUGAUGGAACUGCUGGAUGUUCGCUCAUGAGUUUCCUAGAUGCUUUUCAGGGAUAUCACCAGAUUCCAUUGCACCCGGAGGACCAGGAGAAGACGGCAUUCAUCACCAACAAGGCAACCUAA
Messenger RNA from Diospyros lotus (date-plum), 1194 nucleotides. RefSeq lists its product as uncharacterized. NCBI's taxonomy places the organism in Eukaryota, Viridiplantae, Streptophyta, Magnoliopsida, Ericales, Ebenaceae. The transcript has a single exon. The record is from RefSeq and is a predicted model, not a curated record. The coding region runs from base 1 to 1194 and encodes 397 amino acids.